AUUUAGAAGCCCGAGCCAAGAUGGCGGCUGCAGGAGGAGAGCCUUCUUCCCAGGGCGGUUCGGAUGAUUUAUUUCAACACUUCUACACGGAGGUAAAGCAGAUUGAGAAGAGGGACUCUGUGUUGACCUCAAAGCAGCAAAUUGACCGACUGCUCCGACCGGGAUCAUCUUACUUCAAUCUGAACCCUUUUGAGGUGUUGCAGAUUGAUCCCGAGGUCACAGAGGACGAAAUGAAGAAGAGGUUUCGACAGCUGUCCAUCUUAGUCCAUCCAGAUAAAAACCAAGAUGAUCCAGAGAGAGCACAGCAAGCCUUCGAAGCCGUGGACAAAGCCUACAAGCUUCUUCUGGAUGGUGAGCAGAAGAAGAGAGCGGUGGAUGUGAUCCACGCAGGAAAAGAGUAUGUUGAACACAAUAUGAAGGAGAAGAAGAAACAGCUAAAGAAAGAUGGCAAACCCCAGUUUGUUGAGGAAGACGACCCGGAAAUGUUCAGGCAAGCGGUGUACAAGCAAACCAUGAAGCUGUUUGCAGAACUAGAGAUUAAGAGGAAGGAGAGGGAAGCCAAGGAUAUGCAUGAAAGGAAAAGGGCGAGAGAGGAAGAGAUCGAAACACACGAGAAAGCCAAACGGGAUAGGGAGUGGCAGAAAAACUUUGAGGAAACGAGGGACGGUCGAGUGGAUAGUUGGAGAACCUUCCAGGCCAAGGGCAAGAAAAAGGAGAAGAAGAAUAGAUCGUUCCUUAAGCCGCCCAAGGUUAAGAUGGAACAGAGAGAGUGAUUGGUCUGAUGUGGUGCGGGAGGGAUGGCCCCUCCCCCUUUGAUGGCCCCUCCCCGUUCGAUGGCUCCUCCCCCUUCCUCAUCAGACACCCCACCUGUAAAGUGUAGGUCUGCGUCCCCCAUUCUUUUUAAUGUACAUAUUUGUGAUCUUCAACCUCCGAGAGCAUCCGAAUGAGCUCAAUAAAGAAUGAAAGGAAAUCUUCCAUCUCUGUAUCAACCUUAAGUUUGUCAUGAAUCUUGUGCUGUAAUCUUUUAUUUUUUUUAUUGUACCAUUAAAUAAACGCUUGUUUGUAACAAGCCGAUUUUCA
Molecule: messenger RNA, 1080 nt
Organism: Hypomesus transpacificus
Lineage: Eukaryota; Metazoa; Chordata; Actinopteri; Osmeriformes; Osmeridae
Gene: dnajc8
Product: DnaJ (Hsp40) homolog, subfamily C, member 8
Exons: 9
Coding region: 21-773 (250 amino acids)
Cellular component (GO): nucleus
Source: RefSeq, a predicted model, not a curated record